AUGAGCUGGAUUAACUUCAGUUUCACUACACCAGGUUUGGAGUUCGGAGAGCGGGAGUGGACAGGACUCAGCAAAGGAGAGAUAAACGCUGGACACGUCACCAGGCUGCUGGAGAAGAUGGAGCAGGUGGUGGAGGAGAACACAGGAGAGCCUUACACCUUGGACACUUACCUGGAGAGGAGAGGACCUGCAGGGGGGGGAGUACAAGAGGAUGGAUGGAGGACACAAGGUGAAGUCUCAACUUUGAGGAUCGUUCUUCUGGGAAAGAUGGGAGCAGGGAAAAGUGCCUCAGGAAACACCAUCCUGGGGAGACCUUAUGCCUUCAAGGCUAAACUCUCUCCAAACUGCGUGACUGCAAAGUGUGAGAAGCAGAGUGGGCAGGUGGCUGGGAUGAAGAUCGAUGUCAUCGACACUACAGCGACUGAUAGUGGGUUAUUGUUAUCAGAAGUUAAAUCUGAGUUAACUAGGUGUGUAGAGUUGUCCCUCCCAGGACCUCAUGCCUUCCUGCUGGUCAUCAGUCUGAAGGCCAGAAUCGCUCAGGUUAGGGACAGUGUGAGGUGGAUCCAGGAUAACUUUGGAAAAGAGGCUGCAGGUUUAACUAUCCUGCUGUUUACUCAUGGUGACGCUCUAGAGGAAGGACAGACAGUAGAGAGCUUUAUUCAAGAAAAGCAGGACCUCAGAGACUUAGUUAACAGAUGUGGGGACAGAUAUCAUGUCUUUGAUAACAAAGCCAGAUGUAACAACACUCAGGUCCCAGAGCUUCUGGAGAAGAUAAAGAGGAUGGUGGAGGGGAAUGAGGGACAGCACUACAUAAAUAACAUGUACAAGAAGGCUCAGGAAGCAAUCAAUCGGAAAGGGAUGUUGAGAAUAAUAGCAGGAUUAGCUGUAGCAGUAUUGGCUGCAAUAGGAGCUAUAGCAAGAACAGCAGGAGCUUACACCUAA
Molecule: messenger RNA, 942 nt
Organism: Osmerus eperlanus (European smelt)
Lineage: Eukaryota; Metazoa; Chordata; Actinopteri; Osmeriformes; Osmeridae
Product: GTPase IMAP family member 6-like
Exons: 4
Coding region: 1-942 (313 amino acids)
Molecular function (GO): GTP binding
Source: RefSeq, a predicted model, not a curated record